This is a messenger RNA of Durusdinium trenchii, 2006 nucleotides long. The record is from the annotation of a GenBank genome assembly. Lineage: Eukaryota; Dinophyceae; Suessiales; Symbiodiniaceae.
AUGAAGUCUUCCGUGGUGCUGGUGCUAGUGCUGGCGCUCAGCGCUGCUCAUGUCCAAGCUUCAGUGCAAAAAGUCUUGGGGCUCCUGAAGGAGAUGAAGAGCCAAGGAGAAGACGCACUCGAGAAGGAAGAGAAACAGCAUGCAGACUAUACCGCGUUCUGUGAAAAGACCCUCUCCGAGAAGGAUCGCGCCAUUGAGGAAGGCACCGAGCGCAUCGAACGUUUGAAGGCGGACAUCGAGAAGUUUGAGGCCUCGGUCACGACCUUGACCAGUGAAUUGCAGGCGCACCAGAAGGAGAUCGAGGUGGCCCAGCAGGACUCCGAGAAAAAUACUGCUCUGCGACAACAAGAGGAGUCAGACUACAGUUCCACCCACCAAGAGUACCAGGAGUCCAUUCGUGUCGCGGCCGGACUAGAGGGUGCCAUUGGCGAGGCCUUGGAGUUGUUGAAGGCGCAGAAGGACUCAGAGGCAGAGGCUGCCAUGGCCCAGCUGAAAGCGAAGCUGGGGAAGAAGUUGGAGGUCUUCGAUCCGCUCGGUUCUGAGACGCGGAGCUCUGCGGUGGGAUCCGCCUACGAUUUCCAGUCCCAGGGUGUGGUUGAGAUGCUGGAAAAGCUCCAAGUGAAGUUCUCCGAGGAGAAGGAGGCCCUAGAGACUCUGGAGACCAGUAAGAAGAGCUCUCAUCAGCAGGUCAUGGACAGCUUGGCCAAGCAGGUCACCACUGCAAGUGAAGCGCAAGAAGAGAAGACGCUUUUCAAGAGCAAGGCCCAGCAGAGCUUGGCGACGGCCAAGACCGAUUUGGAGGAGGCUGAGUCCACCUUGGCGGAAGAUGUGAAGUACAAAAAGGAUUUGAGCUUCGACUGCCAAAAGAAGGCCACGGAGUUUGCGUCCAACCAGAAGUUGAGACGCGAGGAGCUGGAGGCAAUUGAGAAGGCCUCCGAGAUCAUUGCAGGGAAGACAGUGGCUGGAGCCCAAAAGCACUUGGAGUCAGGUUUCCUGCAGUCCACCUCCCUGGCCCUGCUCCGCACCGUCCGCCGCCUGAGCGUGUUGAUUCAGCGGCUGCGAAAUGCGGAAGCCGGCAAGAAUGAGACACUGCAAGGAGUGAGGGAGGUGUUGCAAAAGUAUUUGGCCAACUUGGAAGCCGAGCGACGAAGUGAGAUUGAACACGAAGGCUUCUGCCAGAAGGAGCUCAGCCUCAACAAUCGCACCCGAAAGCAGAAAACGGCGAAGAUCGAGAGCCUCACGGCCGAGAUUCAGCAGCUGCAGUCGUCCGUCGCAAAGCUGGCGGAGGACAUCGCAGAGGCGUCCUCGCAGAUCACGGAGCUCAGCACCGCCCUCUCGGAAGCCACGCGCCUCCGCAGCGACGAGAAGGCCCAGAACCGCCGGACCCUCUUUGAGGCGCAGGCGGCGCAGGAGGCGGUGACGGAGGCGCUGAAGCUCCUCCAAGAUGCCUUCGAGAAGAGCGAGGGCAUCUCCUUCGUGCAGGAGAACUCGAAGACAGGCGUGGUGAAGCUCUUGGAGACGGUCUUGGGGGAUUUUUCGAGACUGGAAGCCGAGACGAAGGCUCAGGAGAAUGCGGCGGAGCAGGAGUUCAAGACCUUCAAGGCGGACUCCAACGCGGACAAGGCCAGCAAGCAGACGGACGCGGAGCAUUUCGACGAGAAGAAGUCGGAGCAAAGCAGAGUCUUGGCCCAGAAGGAGGCUGAUUUGGCUUCCUCGGAAGCAGAGCUUGAGUCUGCCGAGCAGUAUCACAAAGAGCUGGCAGGACAAUGUUUGUCUUCCGACUCGGAGGCUGCCCUACAGAAAGCCCAUCGGGAAGAAGAAAUUCAGAACUUGAAAACGGCUCUGAAAGAGCUGGAGCAAUAGGCACCUGUCUACCUGGCGAAGGUAAAAAGAAGGCCGCCUUGAGAUGUCGUAAGUUCGAAGAUGUUGGAUGUCAAGAGUCAAAGCGUGAGUCGGUGCAAGGCUCCAUUAUAUAGACCACCAAAAUAGAUAGAAAAGUAGCUCCC